GAUGAAAUUUGAAAUUAAGCAUUUCAGCCAUUACACAACACUAAAUUGUAUAUGUACGAUUUUGAGUGUUGUCACAGACUGACUUUUGGCAAUAAGUAAAUUUUUCAGAUGAUAGCAAUGGACGAGCAGCGCGGCGAUAAGGUCUAUGGCGGUUGCGAGGGGCCAGACGCCAUGUACGUCAAACUGAUUUCGUCAGAUGGACACGAAUUUAUUGUAAAACGGGAACAUGCUCUCACCUCUGGCACGAUUAAGGCAAUGUUAUCUGGCCCAGGACAAUUCGCUGAAAACGAGGCUAACGAAGUGCACUUUCGUGAGAUUCCGUCGCAUGUUCUACAGAAGGUGUGCAUGUACUUCACAUAUAAAGUUCGAUAUACCAAUAGUUCAACUGAAAUACCAGAAUUUCCGAUUGCACCAGAAAUCGCCUUAGAACUAUUAAUGGCAGCUAAUUUUCUAGAUUGCUAAGUUAUUGGUUAACUU
Messenger RNA from Drosophila hydei, 477 nucleotides. It is a transcript of the gene EloC, whose product is annotated as elongin-C. NCBI's taxonomy places the organism in Eukaryota, Metazoa, Arthropoda, Insecta, Diptera, Drosophilidae. The record is from RefSeq and is a predicted model, not a curated record. Gene Ontology annotation, molecular function: protein-macromolecule adaptor activity. The transcript has 3 exons. Gene Ontology annotation, cellular component: elongin complex. The coding region runs from base 109 to 462 and encodes 117 amino acids. Gene Ontology annotation, biological process: ubiquitin-dependent protein catabolic process.